This is a messenger RNA of Triticum turgidum subsp. durum (durum wheat), 1425 nucleotides long. NCBI's taxonomy places the organism in Eukaryota, Viridiplantae, Streptophyta, Magnoliopsida, Poales, Poaceae. The record is from the annotation of a GenBank genome assembly.
AUGGCGGAGCUGAAGCGGCUGUCGGAGAGCCGCGACCUAACCCGCAUCGAGCGCAUAGGCGCGCACUCCCACAUCCGGGGGCUGGGGCUGGACUCCUCCAUCGAGGCCCGCGAUGCCUCGGAGGGGAUGGUCGGCCAGCUCCCCGCGCGCCGCGCCGCUGGACUCAUCCUCCAGCUCAUCCGCCAGGGGAAGAUCGCCGGCCGCGCCGUCCUCCUCGCAGGGCAGCCAGGGACCGGCAAGACCGCCCUCGCCAUGGGCAUCGCCAAGUCGCUCGGCGCCGAGACGCCCUUCGCCUCCGUCGCUGCCUCCGAGCUCUUCUCCCUCGACCUCUCCAAGACCGAGGCGCUCACCCAGGCGUUCCGCCGCGCCAUUGGCGUUCGCAUCAAGGAGGAGGCGGAGAUCAUUGAGGGCGAGGUCGUUGAGAUCUCAAUCGACCGCCCUGUCUCCGCCAGUAGCUCGGGCAUACCUUCAGGUGCUACCGCGGCCGGCAAGACUGGAAGGCUCACGCUGAAGACCACGGACAUGGAGACGGUGUAUGAGCUGGGUGGGAAGAUGAUUGAGGCCCUGGGGAAGGAGAAGGUACAGAGCGGGGAUGUGAUUGCGCUGGACAAGGCCUCCGGGAAGGUUAUCAAGCUUGGCCGCUCCAUUGGGAGGUCACGGGAUUAUGAUGCUGUUGGUGCGCACACCAAGUUUGUCAAGUGCCCUGAAGGAGAGCUCCAGAAGCGCAAGGAGGUUAUGCACUGCGUUACCUUACAUGAGAUUGAUGUCAUCAAUAGCAGGACACAAGGCUUCCUUGCACUUUUCACUGGUGACACUGGUGAGAUUCGUGCAGAGGUUAGGGAGCAGAUCGACACAAAAGUUGCCGAAUGGAGAGAGGAAGGGAAGGCUGAGAUCGUCCCUGGCGUUCUGUUUAUCGAUGAAGUCCACAUGCUGGACAUUGAAUGCUUCUCCUUCCUCAACCGUGCUCUGGAGAAUGACAUGGCUCCGAUCCUUGUUAUUGCGACGAAUCGAGGUAUUACAACAAUACGCGGGACCAACUACCGGUCACCACAUGGUAUACCGUCGGAUUUUCUCGACCGCCUCUUGAUCAUCACAACACAACCAUACACGGUGGAGGAGAUCAGGAAGAUCUUAGACAUCAGGUGCGAGGAAGAAGACGUUGAAAUGUCUGCUGAGGGCAAGGAUCUGCUCACAAAGAUUGGCACCGAGACCUCCCUCAGGUACGCAAUCCAGCUGAUCACUUCUGCCGGCCUGGCUUGCCAGAAGCGCAAGGGCAAGGUGGUGGAGAUGGAGGAUAUAAGCCGGGUGUACCACCUGUUUCUGGACGUGAAGAGAUCGACGCAGUUCUUGAUCGACAGCCAGAGCGACUACAUGUUCAGUGAAGUGCAAGGGGAUUCAGAUGGGGAUGACGCCAUGCAGUCCUAG